UUGCCCACACUGAGCCCAAUUUCUAACGGAGAAUAGAAGUAUCGCCCGGCGGACAGUCGUGGUAGUCUUCUGGCUCGGAUAUUUGUAAUUUUCUGGAUUUAUACGCUACAGAUCAAUUCCGGGAUGCCUUCAAAUGUACAAGGAGGAAAAACAUUUGGACUGUUAAAGGAGCAGCAAAGGUCAAAAUUGGAAGAAAUAAACAAGGAAUACCUGGAAGACCAGAAAUACAGGGAUGAAGAGGACCUGGCUGAAAAACUGGAAGGUCUCAAAAAUAAAUAUGCUGAGUUUGACCUGAAUGACCAAGGAGAAAUUGAUCUCAUGGGUCUAAAGCGGAUGAUGGAGAAGCUGGGGGUGCCCAAGACCCACUUGGAGUUAAAAAAAAUGAUUGUUGAGGUGACGGGUGGCAGCAGCAACACCAUCAACUACAGGGACUUUGUCAAGAUGAUGCUGGGCAAGCGUUCAGCUGUGCUCAAACUAGUCUUGGUAUUUGAGGACAAAGCCAACGGCACUCCCUGCAAACCAGACGGACCCCCUCCAAAGCGGGACAUUGCUAGCCUGCCUUAACUGUAGAUGUCAGCCUCUGGACUGCAAGUGACUGUCGGUGGUUGCGUGAAAUUGAGACGUUCUCCUAACAUGUGGAGUGUUGUAUUCGUGUGGGACCAGUGAUUGAGGAUGUUAUUUUGUAAUAUACGGUGUGUGCAAGGUGUUUGUCAUUUGGAAGACUGAGCCCACAACUCACUAAAUGAUGUUUGACUGUGAAUAUUAUUAUUCAUCUUUUUUCCUUUUUAAUUGAAAUGUAGCAUUGAUAGUUGUAAUCUGCUUGAUAAUUACAUUUUGUAUUACGCAUUUCAUGGUUCAUCUACUCUAUUAUUAAGGGAAGACUCCAAAUUCUCCAGAGGUUGUUUUUCCUUCAUUGUUUCUUCGUUUCAGUUUUGGGACGCAAUAAUUUUACCAUUGCGAUAGAACGCUUUUGGAGAAGCCCAAGGAGAAAAGAAGCAUUUUUUUCCAACACAUUUUUGCACUGUCCUCAGUGGUCUUGGAUGGAUUCCUGCCAGGCUUAUUUUAGUCAGCAUCUUGCUUUAGAUCAGGUGCCAGAGAUUACAGGCCCACCCUAUUUCCUCUGGGUCAAAGUCAUCAGCCCUUUGAGCCAGAAUACUGAUCUGGAAUCAGUAACUAGGUUACAUGGCCGCCUCAUUUUCUGAAAAACAUUUUUAUUUUUUUGUAGAUGACUGCUUUGCAAUGCGUUUAUAACAUUCACUCACUAGCUGAGAGAAGAAUAGGAGAUCAUGUUGACCAUGGGACUUUCAGUUUCAGUAUGUGGCUUAAAGAAAAGCAAAUCUCACUCCGUUUUUAGAUCUGUAAGGUUAAGCACAUGUUAAUUUUGGAAGGAGUGUGAUUUACAGGCACACAAGCAUACAGUAACAAAUGUACAUAAUAUACUACACACAGUACAAUCAUAUCCUUUCCAAGUGCCUCAACAUGCAGAUACUGUAGAGCCUAAACACAGAUUAAAAAAGGAAGUGCACAGAAGUGUUCAAUUCACACAGUCCUCUUAACUUACUAAUUACAGAAAACCGUGAAAUAAUGUUCUGUUAUUUUAGUUUUGAUGAAGUUUGUUGAAUUAUAUUGAUAUGGCGUUUCCAAUACAUUCUGAGUGAGUGCUGUUCACGGGUGGUGUUUCUUUUUUAAAUGUAGUUUUUUUUUUCCCUUUUUCUUACCAUUAUUUGUUUGUCACAGCAAGCGUUUUAACUUGUUUGUUGGGUGUUUUGACUGUUUAGUUUACCAUAUGCUUCAUACAUGUGUUAAUAGUUGCUAUUUGUCUUGGAUUCAUUUUUCUCCCUCACAUUGUUUCACAUCAGCUAACCAUCUCCCUCUCUGUUGAACUGUGUUCAUUGUCCUGUGAAUUCUGUUAUUUGUGCCUCAGUGUUCCUGUAACUCACGCUACUUACUGUGAAUUUGGUACUUGUAUUUUUAACCCACUUAACACGUUUUAAGCUAUUGUGUUAUUUUGUUUUCAGUCUGAUAGUUAUAUUACAUCGUUUAAUGUUGUUAAGAUGCACAUUGUUUGCAGACAUCAAAGGAAUUAAAAUAAUUCUUACACUUGCCUGUUAAGUUUUGAAUUGUUCAUUGUUGUAAUAGAGAUCUCUUUUAAACAUGCGACCAAUUUUGAAUUUGGGUGUAAAAUGACAUGUUUAAUAGGUAAAGAGUAAUGUUUUCAUUUCACUAGUAAACACCAGUGUUUGUUCAUAACAAAUUUCCACGGUUUAUUGCAGGAGAUGGCAUGCUACAUUGAGAGGGAGAUUUAGUCAUAGCACCUAAUAUGACAGCUGAGUGGCCUUGGCUUGCAAACAACUCCACAGUCAAAACGAUUGGCUGUCCAUCAAGCUAGGGGGAGUUUUAUGUGUUGUAAAAGAUCCCAUUGCAACACAUGUUUGGCAAUCUGUUAAAACAAGUCGAGUGUUGUAAUAAUGUUUUCAUUUCAUAUUUUUUCUCAUUAACUUGUCAUGUUGCUUAAUACUUGCAGGUGCAGCUGUAUACAUUCAUACUCCUGAGCAAUAAAAUGGUUUAUAAAGAAAGUCAA
This is a messenger RNA of Perca flavescens (yellow perch), 2581 nucleotides long. RefSeq names its product allograft inflammatory factor 1-like (gene aif1l). The record is from RefSeq and is a predicted model, not a curated record. Gene Ontology annotation, biological process: ruffle assembly; actin filament bundle assembly. The transcript has 6 exons. Gene Ontology annotation, cellular component: ruffle membrane; actin filament. The coding region runs from base 124 to 564 and encodes 146 amino acids. Gene Ontology annotation, molecular function: actin filament binding; calcium ion binding. NCBI's taxonomy places the organism in Eukaryota, Metazoa, Chordata, Actinopteri, Perciformes, Percidae.